AUUGUUGUUAAAAUUACCAGUGUAACCGAAUGAAUAGUUUUAUUAAUAUUAUUUAUACUUUCUCGCCGGGUUUAUUUAUAUAUUUUUUUUUAUAAUUUUAAUUAGCUUGCCACUUACCCCACCACUGACCAAUAAAUAAAAAAAUACAUAAACAAACAAAGAAUCCCGAAGAUUUAAGUAACUUGGUCCACCCUGUGCUUAGCCUAAAAAUUAAACACCAGUAACCAGUAUCAAAAUAUACUUUUAGUGAAUUGUUUAUAAUUUAUUCGAUAUUCACUGUCGAAUUUAUUUGAUAAUUUAGUUUAUUUAAUUUAUAAAAAACAAUAAAAACAAACAAUUGUUAUUAUGUUUUAGUAAUACUUCAAGUAACACAUAUUUAUUUAAAUUAUAUCGUCUCUUUUUUAUAAAUAUUUUUUUUGUACAAAUAAAUAAUAAAAUAAUGGCAAAUAUUGCGGCUCAAAGAAUAAAACGCGAAUUCAAGGAGGUUAUCAAAAGUGAAGAGGUGGCCAAAUGUGCGAUCAGAGUGGAGCUGGUAAAUGACAGUUUUACUGAAUUAAAAGGAGAAAUUGCUGGUCCUCCAGACACGCCGUAUGAGGGUGGAAAUUUCGUUUUAGAGAUUAAAGUACCAGAAACUUAUCCAUUUAAUCCACCAAAGGUGAGAUUUAUUACAAAAAUUUGGCAUCCUAAUAUAUCAUCAGUUACCGGUGCUAUAUGUCUAGAUAUUUUAAAAGAUCAAUGGGCAGCGGCUAUGACUCUUAGAACUGUGUUAUUAAGUUUGCAAGCAUUAUUGUCAGCAGCGGAGCCAGAUGAUCCCCAAGAUGCUGUAGUAGCGAAACAAUAUAAAGAACACCCAGAAAUGUUUCGUCAAACUGCAAAACACUGGACAUCUGUUUACGCUGGAGGUCCUGCAAAAAUGCCUGAACUUACGGAUAAAAUAAGACGACUCACAGACAUGGGGAUUGAUGAACACAACGCGCGAGUAGCUCUGUCCUCGUACAACUGGGAUUUAGAAAGAGCUACUGAGCAAUUAUUCAGUUAGUGUCUAUUACAUUUUUCUUUAUAUUUUUAUUUACAUCCCGCAAAAUUAUCAAAAGUAACUUUUUCAUCAUGUAACGCCGUUCGGUCAACCAUUUAGCAAACAAUUACACCGUGUAUCAUAUCUAUUAAAUACUAAUAAUAGUUAUAAUAAAUCCACUAAUUAAUUAAUAUAAAUAAA
Messenger RNA from Cotesia glomerata, 1216 nucleotides. It is a transcript of the gene Ubc4, whose product is annotated as ubiquitin-conjugating enzyme E2-22 kDa. The transcript has 5 exons. Gene Ontology annotation, biological process: protein polyubiquitination; proteasome-mediated ubiquitin-dependent protein catabolic process. Gene Ontology annotation, molecular function: protein binding; ubiquitin conjugating enzyme activity. NCBI's taxonomy places the organism in Eukaryota, Metazoa, Arthropoda, Insecta, Hymenoptera, Braconidae. Gene Ontology annotation, cellular component: nucleus. Bases 440 to 1039 code for a protein of 199 amino acids. The record is from RefSeq and is a predicted model, not a curated record.